AUGGGACCGCGAUUGUAUGCGGAGAUUUUUGGUGGAUCAGUGAUUAGAGGUAUGGAUGAUGAGGAUGAUUUCGACAUCGCGAAUAAUUCAAUUGUGGAAAAGACUGUAUAG
Messenger RNA from Sclerotinia sclerotiorum 1980 UF-70, 111 nucleotides. RefSeq lists its product with no specific name. Bases 1 to 111 code for a protein of 36 amino acids. The transcript has a single exon. The record is from RefSeq and is a predicted model, not a curated record. NCBI's taxonomy places the organism in Eukaryota, Fungi, Ascomycota, Leotiomycetes, Helotiales, Sclerotiniaceae.